Messenger RNA from Scophthalmus maximus (turbot), 1168 nucleotides. It is a transcript of the gene enam, whose product is annotated as enamelin. The transcript has 8 exons. Bases 95 to 982 code for a protein of 295 amino acids. The record is from RefSeq and is a predicted model, not a curated record. NCBI's taxonomy places the organism in Eukaryota, Metazoa, Chordata, Actinopteri, Pleuronectiformes, Scophthalmidae.
GCCUCCAUGUUGGAGAGAUGAAGUAGAUAACUUUACACCCCCGAGGAGACACAUAUUCAACAGCUGUCUGCACCAGGAGAAAAAAGGAAGAGUCAUGAUGAAGCUACUGGUUGUCAUGAUGUGCCUGCUGGUCACCACCUUGGCUGCGCCUGUCCCAGGGAGUGAAAGCAACGAGGUUGCGGCACAUGCUAAUGAGGCCCUCAGGUGGAUGGAGAUGUACAGGCUGUACCAGCAGCAGGGGGUAGUUGGAAACCCUUUCCUUCCUGCUGCUGAUGCUCCUGCGGAUCCAGCUGUGGCGAAAGUGGUGGAUGCUGCACCAGCCCAGCCAGCCGAUGUUCCCCCUCCAGCUCCUGCGGCGGCUGUUGAAGAUGCAUCAGAGGAAGAGACAGAGGAAGGGGACGCUGCCCCAAAAGGUGCAGCGCCCGCUGCUCCUUCUGCCCCCCUAAACUCAGAUGAGGAAGAGGAGGCAGAAGAGGUGGAGGCAGCCGAGGCAGAGCCAGCCGUGGUUGACGCCACACCAGCGGAGCCGGCGGCAGAUCCAGCAGCUGCUGUUGAGCCAGCUGUGGUCGACGUCCCUGUAGAUGCUGCUGCUGUCGACGCUGGUGCUGCUGUCGACGCUGGUGCUGCUGUCGACGCUGGUGCUGAUGCUGAUGCUGCUGCAGCUGUGGAUGUCCCUCCCGUGGAUGUGGUUCCUGUUGAUGUCACACCAGCGGCCCCCGAGGUUGCUGCUGAUGUGGCCUCUCCUGCCGCAGUCGAUGUCCCUGCUGCUGCUGACGUUGGUGCAGCUGACGUUGCUGCUGCAGAUGUUGGUGCAGCUGACGUUGCUGCUGCAGAUGUUGGUGCCGCUGACGUUGCUGCUGCAGAUGUUGGUGCAGCUGAUGUUGGUGCAGCUGACGUUGCUGCUGCUGAUGUUGGUGCCGCUGAUGUUGGUGCUGCUGAUGUUGGCCCCGCUGAUGCGGGCGCUGCCCCGCUGGCAGCUUAGGCUGACAUGGCCUGGUGUGGGAAUUGGAAAAGGAAAACUAGAAAACAGCAAUGGGUGCUGUAGGUGGCACCAUGAAAGGAUGAAAAGAAGCUGUGGCAUGCUGAAGAAGAGACUGAGGGUAAAAAAAUGAUGUAUGCUCUUUGUGUGUUUUCACUCCAGAAUUGGAAAAUUAAAGAUAUUCUUUGA